UCAAGGAUUCAUCUGUGCUCUCUUUGUUGUUAUGGUCGCAGUGAUGGCAGCUCCUGCUGCUGCUCAGCGUCCCUAUGGCAGAAUCCGAGGACCGCAGAGAAGGUACCCAGUAAAGAAUCUACGCCCUUGCGACGAAGGACCAUGCUAUCCGGCGACUGGAAAUUUACUAAUUGGUCGAGAGAACAGACUGACAGCAUCGUCGACCUGUGGAUUAAAAGGACCGGAAAGAUUCUGCAUAGUGUCCCAUCUGAAAGAGAGGAAAAAGUGUUUCUAUUGUAACGCCGCGAUUCGGAAGCAACAACACAACGUGGAGAACAUCACAUACACUCAUAGCCCUCGAACCCUUGGUGACUCUUGGUGGCAAUCGGAGAAUGGAGUUGAAAAUGUCACUUUACAAUUGGAUUUGGAGGCAGAAUUUCACUUUACGCAUAUUAUAAUAAGGUUUCAGACCUUUAGACCGGGGGCCAUGUUGAUCGAGCGAUCAUCAGAUUACGGCAAAACGUGGCGUGUUUACAAAUACUUCGCCCAUAAUUGCGAGCAGACAUUUCCUCAUGUACCAACUCACGUGCCCCAAAAAUUAAACGACGUUGUCUGUGACUCGCGUUACUCAACCGUCGAUCCGUCGACUGACGGCGAAAUAAUCUUCAGGGUAUUGUUGCCCAAUGUGCAGAUCGACAAUCCCUAUUCUCAGGAAGUGCAAAAUCUUCUGAAAAUGACCAAUCUGAGAAUUAACUUCACGAGGCUUCUCACUCUCGGUGACGACUUGUUGGACAAUCGGGCUGAGAUCAAAGAAAAGUAUUACUACGCUAUAAAAGACAUGGCUGUUCGAGGAUCCUGCUCGUGCUAUGGACACGCCUCGAGGUGCUUGCCUCUGCCUGGUAUACCUAACCGCCAGGACAUGGUUCACGGACGCUGUGAAUGCACGCACAACACUAAGGGACUGAACUGUGAAAUGUGCGAAGACUUUUAUAACGACCUACCUUGGAAACCGGCAGCUGGAAAACAGACCCAUGCCUGUAAGAAGUGUAACUGUAACAAUCACGCCACCAGUUGUCACUUCGACCGAGCCACCUACGACAGAACUGGCAGAGUUUCCGGCGGUGUCUGUGACGAUUGUCAGCAUAACACGCAGGGACAGAACUGCGAGAUUUGCAAACCGUUUUACUACCAUGACUUCACCAGAGAUAUCAGUGACCCUGAUGCCUGCCAACCUUGCGAUUGUGACCAACUUGGUUCGUUGGACGACGGCAUUUGCGACCCUCUGACCGAUAUGUUGACUGGUCAGGAAUCAGGCCGCUGCCAUUGCAAGCUGAACGUGGAAGGGCGUCGCUGUGACCGCUGUAAAGCUGGAUUUUGGAACUUCAGUUCAGAGAAUCCAGAAGGCUGUCAAGCCUGCUCUUGUCAUGCACUCGGCACGGUUGAUUUACAUGGGUGUGACGUGUCCUCUGGAAAAUGCACUUGCAAGCCAUACGUAAUUGGUCGCGAUUGUGAUCAGUGCUACCCAGAGUUUUGGGGCCUCUCCGAUGACCGAGAAGGCUGCAAGCCGUGCGACUGUGAUCUUGGAGGUGCUUAUGAUAACUUAUGUGACGUAGUAACUGGCCAGUGCAGCUGUAGGGCACAUAUCGACGGCAGAACUUGCAAUGAACCGGAGCAGAACCAUUACACAGUUGCUCUAGAUUAUCUGGUUUACGAAGGAGAACGAAGCAAAACCAAUAAAAGCCAAAUCGUGAUCCGAGAACCAUAUCGUGAUGGUAGAACCAAUACCUGGACCGGACCAGGUUUCAUAAGAGCCUUUGAAGGUUCGACGUUGGAGUUCACGAUCGACGAUGUAGUGAAGUCCAUGGAAUAUGACAUAGUCUUACGUUAUGAGUCCGAGGUCCCGGGUAUUUUAGAAGAAGCUCAGAUAUUUGUCGAACGAGAGGAAGACGUGGACCCUGAAGGGGCAUGUGCUAAUUGGGAACCGGAAGAUGACGAACUGUAUAUUCGGCUUCCGGUGAACUCGCGGAGCGCCGUUGCGGUACCGUCAGUGUGUCUUGAGAAAGGGAAAAAAUACAUUGUAGUCCUCCAGUUCAAGAAUUCGUAUGACCGUGCAGGCGGCCCCACAGCUUCAAUACUGAUUGACUCUAUCGUCCUGAUGCCCAAAGUGGAAGGUAUCCCGUUCUUCGCGGGUUCUCCACCCAGCGAAAUGCGGAGACAAGACUUCGAAAGGCGACAUUGCGACGACAUAUUUUACAAUGUUAUCCCAUCCGGGGAAACUAACGAGGUUGACAUUUGUGCGCAGUACCGCAAAAGCAUCGGUUAUUUUAUCUUCGAUGGAGCACCCUCCUGCGAGUGUAAUCCAACGGGAUCCAACAGUCUGCUGUGUGACCAAUACGGAGGCUCGUGUCCGUGCAAGCCAAACAUUGUUGGUCGACGUUGCGAUCGUUGUGCUCCUGGGACAUAUGGGUUUGGUCCAGCUGGUUGCGUGCCAUGCGACUGUGACAGCGUCGGCGCUGAGGAUAAUUUCUGCGAUUUUGAGACAGGGAGGUGCAAGUGUAGGCCAAACACGUACGGAAGAACAUGCGGCGAGUGUGAUCCUGGCUUUUGGAACUUCCCACACUGCGAGCGGUGCAAGUGCAACGGUCACGCCCAGACCUGCGAUUCGGUGACGGGGGCUUGUCACGACUGCCAGGACUUCACAACUGGUCACCAGUGCGAUAGAUGUGCCGUAAAGUAUUACGGAGACCCUCAAAUCGGGGUUGACAUUCCAUGCAGGCCUUGUCCUUGUCCGGGAACUUGGGACUCCGGCCAUUCGUUCGCUGACAGGUGUUCUCUAGACCCCGUCACGUUAGACGUGGUGUGCGAAUGUUACGAAGGAUACGCCGGAGCCAGGUGUGACAUUUGCGCUGAAAACUACUUUGGUAGUCCCGAUGUGCAAACGGGAAGAUGCGUGCCCUGUGACUGCAACAACAACACCGAUCUGUCGCAACCAGGGAAUUGCAACCCGCACACUGGACGCUGUCUCCAAUGUUUGUACGACACUGACGGACCAAAUUGUCAAAUCUGUAAGCCCAACUUUUACGGUGACGCGCUGAAACAGGAUUGCAAGGAGUGCGGAUGCAACGUCCUCGGCACCAACUUCCGCGACGGUCACUGCAAUCAUCGUGAUGGACAGUGUCCAUGUCUGCCGAAGGUCACUGGUCAGUACUGUGAUACCUGCGUAGAAAACCACUGGAGAAUUGCCAGCGGAGAAGGCUGCGAUCCGUGCGAUUGCGACGUGAUUGGAAGCGUGUCAGAAAAAUGUAACGAGUAUGACGGUACCUGCCAAUGUCGCCCUGGCUUUGGAGGAAGGCAGUGUAACCAGUGCGAAACGAAUCACUGGGGCAAUCCCAACAUCGAGUGUUUGCCGUGCGAGUGUAACCUCAUCGGAUCAUCCACUCAACAGUGUGACAGGGAAACUGGGGCCUGCAUAUGUCUGGCUGGAAUUGGAGGCGUCAAGUGCGACCACUGCGACCGUGGGUACCUUGGAGUUGCUCCGAGCUGCAUUCCGUGUGGCGAAUGUUUUAAAAACUGGGAUCUGACGCUGAGUGGUUUGAGCAACAGAACAUACGAUGUCAUAGACGCAGCAUCGAAAAUUCAGAAGAUUGGAACAGCCGGAAUUUACAGUCAGGAAUUUGAUAAUAUGGACGAAGUACUGAUGGGGGUUCGAGAGCUCGUCAACAAGACGAGCGUCACGGCCGAGGACCUUCUCGAGCUCGUUGAUUUUGCCAAUAAUCUCAACAACACAGUUUCCUUCUCGAACGCCAUUCUCGACGAAGUCGACAACUACAUUGGAUCCAUCAGUCAGCGGGUCAGUCUCGGUGAAGUGGCUCUUCAGAACAUGAAGAACCGAACGGUUAGCUUGAUCGAAGCCGCUGCUGAGCUCAAAGAGAACGCUACAGUCUUGCAGGAGGCCGAUGUCUACGGUGCUCUGAACCUAACUCACCAAAUGGCGAAGCAAUCGGACCAGGCAGAAGCGCUGGCCAGUAGUUCAACGACCGCUUUAGCGGACGCUGACAGAUAUCAGAAGAACACUGAAAACUUGCUUGCCAAGCGGUCAGAGUCUUUCACUGACAAGCUCAAUGAGAACGAUAAUUCCCUGAAGAGACUCAAAGGUGAACUCGACGAAUUCAACCAGCUGAUUCCCGACCUCAAUCUCGCCAUGUGUGGAGCUAGUGUCGACGAAUGCGACGAACUAUGCGGGGGUGCUGGCUGCGGUUUUUGUGGUGGUCUUUCUUGCGAUGACGGUGCAGUUACGGAGGCAGAAAGGGCCUUGGAUCUUGCCAAGCAGCGAGCUGCCGGGAUAAAGAAACACAAAGACGAAAGCGAACAGUUGCUUAGAAACAUGACGCAAAUGAAAGAUGAUGCUGUAGCCGCGAAACAUCUCGCUCAACUCGGCCUGAAUGCUGCAUUCGAGACUUACAACUUCUCGAGUAACUUCACGAAAAAUCUGGAAAACCUCCACAGCAGAAUAUCUAAUAGCCUGAACGAAGAACGACCGACUCCAGCGAUGGUGAAAGACUUGGCUGAAAAGGUGCUGGAGAAAAACAUAAAGUUGAACCCAGACGAGAUCAAGGACCUGGCUGACAGCAUAAGAAGCAUCGUCGGUUCGCUGACGGAUUCUGAGAAGAUCCUCGAGGAUGCUGCGGAAGAUUUGGAGCUAGCUGAAAUCCUGCGAGACGAGGCAGUGAGGGCUAAGGAUUCGGCUGUCGCGCAGAGUACGCGGGCUGGAAACAUAGUCGUGUUUUUAACAGAGGCGGAAAUCGCUGCGGAAGACGCACAGUUGGCCAUAGACGAGAUUGAGCGACACAUAUCCCUGUCCCAUAAUGAUUUGACCGAUAUACUGAUCGAGAUUGAUGCGGUUGCGGAAAAGGCUGACAACACUACUGCAAAAAUUGACGAUUUGGACAGGCGUUUGACCGAGCUUCAGACUCAGAUCGUAAAAAAUGACUUUAUAUUGACGCAAGAAAUCGGUUCAGAGAUCGGCGACGUCACGGUUGAGGCUGAGAACACGAGAAUGAAGACUAAAAAAUUGGUUCAAGAAUUCGAAGUGGCGAAUCAGGCGGUGAGGCUCAAGGCCGAAAAGAGUGAGGGAAAAAUUUCUAGGUCGAAACUACUUCUGCAACGGGCUUCCGAGCUCGCUGCUGACACGACCACCAAAUUUAAGGACAUUAAUGGAAUGGAAGGAUCCUACGCAGAGAACGAGAAAACCCUGGCUGACCUCAUGUCCGAGGUCGAGUCCCUCACGCGUCAAAUGGAAAAACACUUGAACCACAUUCAGCACAAGUCACAGACCUAUGCUCAGUGCUCGACGUAGGCGGAGGAUAGAAUAUCAGGCUUCGCGGUAACUUCAGUUUCAGAGACUGAGCUUUCGCCUAAGAACAGGUAUUAAUCAAAACGUUAUAACUGGCGGGUUAUUUACUCCGUGAUCGAAGUAUUUGCGAUUUGAACUUUUGAAAAGAUAUUUCUUAACAUUUCUAGAAACGUUCUCUAGGAACGAAACCAAAGUGGACAAGUGCCUUAUAUUUUAGACUAUAAGAUAGUUGUAAAUAAUUAUUAUAUAAUACCUGAAUUGCUGAAACCAAAAAUCAUGAGACUUGUAUAUCUGAGAAUUUACGCAUCGCGUGUAUCCGUGUAAUAGUUUAGUUUGUUGCGUUUAUAAUUCUCGAAUAUAUUUAUUCGUCAAGCUAUAUUCAGCUACUGUAACAAAAGAGCUGCUAUGAUAGUUGAAUAAAAGUAAAAGUUGAAUUGAUAAUCAGAGGAAUUCGGUAGUAUUUGUCAUUUAUCGCACCGCGGAAAAUGGAAUCGAAUUCUCGCGACGAAAAUUGAAGAGUGUGAACCUGCUUUAAAAUAAACAGCACGUGGUUUCCAAGCGCGCCUACUUCCUGUUGGUUGAAGUUUGUGUCUUGCAGUCUAGAGGCUAUCUGAACCGGAGUUACACACAGAUAACAACCCACGCGUUC
Messenger RNA from Neodiprion virginianus, 5981 nucleotides. RefSeq names its product laminin subunit beta-1-like. The record is from RefSeq and is a predicted model, not a curated record. The transcript is spliced from 10 exons. Gene Ontology annotation, cellular component: laminin trimer. The coding region runs from base 32 to 5335 and encodes 1767 amino acids. NCBI's taxonomy places the organism in Eukaryota, Metazoa, Arthropoda, Insecta, Hymenoptera, Diprionidae. Gene Ontology annotation, biological process: basement membrane assembly; cell migration; substrate adhesion-dependent cell spreading.